This is a messenger RNA of Zasmidium cellare ATCC 36951, 1020 nucleotides long. RefSeq lists its product as uncharacterized. The transcript has 3 exons. NCBI's taxonomy places the organism in Eukaryota, Fungi, Ascomycota, Dothideomycetes, Mycosphaerellales, Mycosphaerellaceae. Gene Ontology annotation, molecular function: oxidoreductase activity, acting on NAD(P)H. The coding region runs from base 1 to 1020 and encodes 339 amino acids. The record is from RefSeq and is a predicted model, not a curated record.
AUGCCUCAAAACCAAGCAGCCUGGCUCCACGCCGCCACUCAGCCUCUCCAAGUCGGCGAAAUCCCUAUGCCGAAAGCUGCACCAGGUCGUCUCAUCGUCCGCAACCACGCCGUAGCAGCAAACCCGGCGGACUGGAAAAUCCAGGAGUUCGGCGUUGUUUUCAAGACGUGGCCGAAUGUGCUUGGUGCUGAUCUUGCUGGGGAGGUGGUUGAAGUUGGUGAGGGUGUGGAGGGGUUUGAGGAUGGGGACAGGGUUUUUGCGCAUGCCGUGAGCUUCAUGACGAGCGAUCCGAGCGAUGGCGGCUUCGCGCUGUAUACAUCGGUGCUUGCAACGGCUACCGCAAAAAUUCCGUUAUCGAUUUCGUACAGUCAGGCUGCUGUUCUCCCACUCGCUGUUGACACCGCAGCUGUCGGGCUGUACUCGCCGGCCGAGGGAGGCUACUUUGGUCUACCAUAUCCAACGCUGACGCCGAGCUCGAUCGGAAAGACGUUGAUAGUGUGGGGAGGAUCUUCGUCCGUUGGUGCCGUGACGACCCAGCUUGCUACAGCAAGUGGAGUGAAGGUUGUUGCCAUUGCGAGUAAGAAAAACUGCGAGCUUUGUGAGAAAGCUGGGGCUGUCAAGGUUCUUGACUACAACAACCCCAGCAUUGUCGAAGACGCCAUCGUCGCUGUCAAAGACGUCGGAGGAACUUUGAUCGGCAUCUACGACGCCGUCUCCAUCCCAGAAUCCUCUUACAAACGUGCACUGGCGAUCCUGGAGAGACUCGGUGGCGGGACUCUGACAGUGGUCUUCACGCCCCCAGAAAGCGUCCCAGCGAGCGUUCGAGUCGGAGCCAUCCAAGGCUUCGGUCCCGUGACACAUCCAAUCUGGAGAGAAUACCUCACAGCGGCGCUGGAGAGCGGCAAGCUGCUGUGUUUGCCCGAGCCGUGGGUUAUAGGCCAAGGAUUGAAGAGCAUCCAAAAAGCUCUCGACGAGAACAAGAAGGGUGUUAGUGGGAAGAAGGUUGUCCUUGAGCUUUGA